Molecule: messenger RNA, 2337 nt
Organism: Purpureocillium lilacinum
Lineage: Eukaryota; Fungi; Ascomycota; Sordariomycetes; Hypocreales; Ophiocordycipitaceae
Biological process (GO): protein quality control for misfolded or incompletely synthesized proteins; protein deglycosylation; glycoprotein catabolic process
Cellular component (GO): nucleus; cytosol
Molecular function (GO): peptide-N4-(N-acetyl-beta-glucosaminyl)asparagine amidase activity; carbohydrate binding
Source: RefSeq, a predicted model, not a curated record
AUGCGUCAAGGCCACCUCGCGCGCCUGGUCGCGCCGCUGACCCUGGCCCUGGCCGUCAGCUGCGCGAAAGGCGAUCCCCUCGCGUACGUGGAUCCCCUCAUCGGCACGACCAAUGGUGGCAACGUCUUCCCCGGCGCGACGCGACCGUACGGCCUCGCCAAGGCUGUCGCCGACGUCGACGGCCAGAACACGGGCGGCUUCGGCCUGGACGGCAGCAACGUGACGGGCUUCUCGAGCGUCCAUGACAGCGGCACUGGCGGGAACCCCAGCCUCGGCAACUUUCCUCUCUUCCCCCAGGUCUGCGACGGCGACGACCUCAACGCCUGCCGCUUCCGCAUUGGCGACCGCAAGGUCAAGUACAAGAAUGGCUCCGUCAAGGCCGAGCCCGGCCGCUUUGCGAUUGAGCUGGAGAACGGCGUCGGUGCUGAAAUGACCGUCUCGGACCACGCCGCGCUCUACCACUUCAAGUUCGCGGAUGCCGGCUCCAACAAACACCCGCUCAUUCUGCUCGACCUGACGGACCUGUGGCAGAGCAGGCAGAAUGCGUCCAUUAGCGUCGACGAGCACUCCGGCCGCAUGGUCGGCAAUGGCACCUUCUUGCCCAGCUUUGGCGCCGGCUCAUAUGUCAUGCACUUUUGCGUCGACUUCUUCGGCGCAGACGUCCACGACACCGGCGUGUGGGUCAACAACCGCGCCGGCACCGAGCCCAAGAGCAUCUAUCUCACGCGCGGCUUCAACCUGUUCUAUCUCGAGGGCGGCGCGUUUGCGCGCUUCAAGUCCCACCGCGACGGCACGGUGACGGCGCGCGUUGGCGUGAGCUUCAAGAGCGCCGAGCAGGCGUGCCGCAGCGCGGAGCGAGAAAUUCCCAACCCCCUAAACGACUUUAACAGGCUCGUCAGGUCGGCCAAGGACGCAUGGAAGGACAAACUCAGCCCGAUUCGCAUCAAGCAGGGCGGUGCGACUGAUGACCUGGUCAAGAGCUUCUGGAGUGGUGCGUACAGGAACAUGAUUUCGCCGCAAAACUACACCGGCGAGAACCCGCACUGGGACACGGGUAACCCAUAUUUCGAUUCAUUUUACUGCAUCUGGGACAGUUUCCGAGCGCAGCAUCCCCUCUUGACAAUUCUUGACCCUCAUGCCCAGACUCAAAUGGUCCAGACUCUUCUUGACAUUUACAAAAAUGAGGGAUGGCUGCCUGACUGCCACAUGUCCAUGUGUAAAGGCUGGACACAAGGCGGCUCCAACGCCGACACAAUCUUGGCCGAUGCGUACGCCAAGAACCUGAGCACGAGCAUCGACUGGGAGCUAGCCUUGAAGGCCGUCAUCAACGAUGCUGAGAAUGAGCCCCUGGAGUGGUCGUAUCAUGGCCGCGGCGGCCUGCAGAGCUGGCGCAAGUUAGACUAUAUCCCGUAUCUGGACUUUGACCCGCUCGGCUUCGGUACCAACUCUCGGAGUGUGUCGCGCACCCUCGAGUACUCGUACAACGACUUUUGUCUGGCAACAAUUGCUGAGGGACUUGGCAAGACGGACACGCACAAAAAGUACAUGAAGCGCAGCAUGAACUGGCAGAACGUCUGGAAAGAGGAUCAGACAUCGGUGAUUAACGGCAGCGACACAGGGUUCAAGGGGUUCUUUCAGCCAAAGUACAUGAACGGCACCUGGGGAUAUCAAGACCCGAUCGCCUGUUCGGCGCUGGCUGACUUUUGCUCGCUGACUUCGAAUCCGAGCGAGACGUUUGAGGCGAGUAUCUGGCAGUAUCUCUUCUUCGUCCCACACGCCACAUCGUCACUCAUCUCGCUCAUCGGCGGCGACGACGCCUUCAUUAAGCGUCUCGACUUUUUCCACACGAGUGGUCUUGCCGACAUCUCCAACGAGCCGGUGUUCCUGACAGUUUAUCUCUACCACUACGCGGGACGCCCCGCGCUCUCGACGGAGCGCAUUCACACGUACAUCCCCAAGUCGUUCAACUCGAGCCCCGGCGGUUUGCCCGGCAACGACGACUCGGGUGCCAUGGGCGCGUUUCUGUUCUUCUCCGUGAUGGGACUCUUCCCAGUGGCCGGGCAGAACGUGUACCUCAUCAGUCCACCCUUUUUCGAGGAAAUUAGCAUUCGCUCGCCGCAGACGGGCAAGACGGCGACUGUGCGCAACAUUGGCUUUGACCCGUCGUAUAAGAAGGUGUACGUUCAGAAGGCAACGGUGAACGGCAAGCCGUGGACCAAGAGCUGGAUCGGGCACGAGUUCUUUACCGAAGGGUGGACGCUAGAGCUCACUCUGGGCACGAAGGAGUCGGACUGGGGGACCAAGCCCGGUGACCGGCCGCCGUCCUGGGUGUCGUGA